Molecule: messenger RNA, 4467 nt
Organism: Oreochromis aureus
Lineage: Eukaryota; Metazoa; Chordata; Actinopteri; Cichliformes; Cichlidae
Gene: alcama
Product: activated leukocyte cell adhesion molecule a
Exons: 16
Coding region: 287-1963 (558 amino acids)
Biological process (GO): cell adhesion
Cellular component (GO): plasma membrane
Source: RefSeq, a predicted model, not a curated record
GAAUUGGGACACAGCCAACAAUGAAGCAAAAUCCCCUAAGAAUCUCCUCCUCCACCUCCUCCCCCUGUCCUUUCGUCAGCUUUUCCGUAUUCCACCUGCCCGGCCUGCCAGUUCAAAACGUAUUUCGCUGACAAUGUUUCGGACUUUUCACUCUUAAACUGUUGUGAACAGCAGUGAGAAAUCUGCCGGCCAUAUUUGUAAACCUUAGAUUGAUUUCCACUGGUCAUUACUUGUGUUACUGGUCAUCCACCAACAAGCUACAUUUCUUUUUCCUUUUUUCAAAACGAUGGAUACUGUCGCUUUACUUUUGCUGUUUCUGGUCAACGCUGGGACGCUGGUUCAAGUAAAGGCGACAGCAAACUUGACUGCUUUGUAUGGAGAAACCAUUGUUAUGCCAUGCAAUGGUGGAGCUCCACCACCAGAAGAUCUGAUGUUCAUCAAGUGGAAAUAUGAAAAAGAUGAUGGCACACCUGGUGAUUUGUUAAUCAAACAGGCUCGCAGUGACCAGGCCACAGUUCAGGCCACAGAUGGUUAUGCUCAACGGGUCAGCAUCGAUAGGGACUUCAGCCUGCUCAUUACCCAGGCCUCACUCAAAGACCAGAGGACUUUCACCUGCAUGGUGGUGUCAGACGCCAACCUCAUGGAGUAUCCCGCCUCUGUUGUUGUUUACAAGAAGCCAUCAUCAGUGCAGAUUAUGGACAAAAGUAAAUUAUUACAGAAAGACAAAUUAACAGCGGUUGGAACAUGUGUUGUGGCAGAAGCAAACCCUGCAGCCACUAUCAAGUGGAGAAAAAAUGGACAGCUUUUGGAAGAUGAUCAAAAAUCUGUUGUGAUCACUAACCACUUGAAGCUGGAUCCUGAGACAGGCCUAUCCACCGUGCUCUCCUCCCUCCAAUAUGCAGCCACCAAAGAGGAUGCUGAUGCAAUCUUUGCCUGUGCAGCCACACACACACUGAUUAAUCAGGAGACUGAGCUGGAACCUUUUCCCAUUCACUAUCCAUCGGAGCAGGUUACUCUCCAGAUUAUGUCACAGCCGCCCAUUAUAGAAGGAGAUAAUGUGACACUAAAGUGUACUGCUGAUGGCAACCCUCCACCUAGAUCCUUCUUUUUUCACAUUAAGGGCACAAAAAUGCUGGUUGAAAAUUCGGACAACUACACUGUAACUGCCAUCAACAGAGAGGAUACGGGUGAAUACAAAUGCUCACUGGUUGACAACGAGAAAGUGGAGGCCUCCAAGAACAUUGUUGUUAGUUACCUGGACCUGAGUCUGAGUCCCACUGGAGAGGUUGUGAAGGAAGUUGGGGAAACCCUGUCUGUGAAGAUAGAGAAGAGUACCUCAGGUGAUGCUACAGAGUUAUGGAAAAAGAAUGGAAAGAUGGUGAAGAGACCAGAGUUUAGUAAUUUGACCUUUGCCGAUGCUGGAGACUACGUCUGUGAAGUUUCAAUGACUGGUCUGACACGACGUCAGAGCUUUCAACUAGUCAUAGAAGGAAAGCCUUUGAUCACCAGCCUUACUAAAUAUCGUGCUGCUGAUGGCAAAGACACAGUCCUAACCUGUGAAGCUGAAGGAGUACCAAAACCCCAGAUCCAGUGGAGCAUCAAUAACACAAUAAAGGAGGAGAGCUCCUACAUCAAUGGCAAAGUGAUUCAUAAAAUCACCAUAGUCCCCAAGGAGAACUUGACUGUCACUUGCAACGUCAGUAACCGCCUGGGACAACAUGCCGAGACAAUCAGUGUUUCCUCUGUUUUUAAGGAGGAAAAGAAAGGAAGAGGAUCUCCAGAAGAUCAGGACCAAGCAAAGCUCAUAGGGGGUGGUGUGGCAGGGCUCGUCCUAGUUGGUAUUACAGUGGGACUCAUCUGCUGGCUCUGCAUUAAGAAAUCAAGACAAGGAACCUGGAAAACCGAGGAGGAGAUGAAUAGAUCUCACGAAAACGAGACACUAAAGCCCAAUGACUGUGUUUAAAAGACACUAGCUGAAGAGGUUUCUCUAAGUUUGGCCAUCUGCCCUAUCAUUUUAUCUUAGGAGGUGGAUGAUGGACAGAUAGCUUUUGAAAAUUUCCCAAGUACUGCUAAACUGAACAUGCUUUUGCAAACACCCUAGUUUUAUUUUGGAUGCUUACAUAUUUUACUUUUCAUGAAAGCGAGAAACUGCCAGGGUCAAAAUUAUUAGCCUCCCUUAUGUUCAUAGUUAUGUCCUUUCUGACUGCUAACACCGUGCAGUCAUUUGUAGUUUUCACCAAGUCUCACACAUGGCUCCUGAGCAAUCCCAGGCUGUUCUGCUUUGAAUUUCUCAAGCUCCUCCACAUUUGAUGUUCUUCCAUAGCAGACCUUGGUUCAGACUUUUAAUGGGAUUCAAAUCGCAGCUUUGUGCAGGCUAGACAGACUUUGGUCUUCUGGAUGUAGUUCUUCAGUAGGAGCGACGUAUGUUUUCAGUCGUUGUUGUGUUAGAAGAAAACCAAUGACCAGGACCCAGUUUUGCUACUGACUGCUUUAGGUUUCUUUCAAAAUGUUAACAUAUCCCUCUCUCUUGAAAAUGAGAUUUUCAAUCUCAGUGAGAUUUUUUACCUAGAUAAAUAAAGGACUAAUAAAAUAAAAAUUCCUAAUGAUUCCUUCCACCUUGAUAAGAUUAGCAGUUUUGUUUACAUUACCAAGGACAAAGGAUUGCAUAUCCACUGCACAGCCAACUCCACAUAGCAAGAACUAUGUGCUUGCUAUGUGGUCUUGUAUACAUGUUCAGAGGUUUAUAUGUGAAGACCUAUUCACACGGUUUAGUUGCUGUAUCCCAAGGUGUGUAUCAUAGGUGACAUAAGUGAAUUGGAUAUGGAAUAAAAUACAUAUAUGUAGUCCUUACUGCCUUUUGCAUCGCUAAGAAAACUGUCCUUGUGAACUGGGAAAAAAGACAAACUUUACAAAUGAACUUACAGACUACUUUAAGAGUACAGUUUAGAGUCAAAUAUUCAGCCUGUUACUGUUCUUAUUGUAUUUCCUUAGGGAUUAAUAAAUUAAUCUGAUUGUCUGUUCUGAUUGGAGAAACACAUUGGAGAAAAUACCUGCUUCCUCAAAAAUGAUUAAUCCCUAAGGACAUUAUGUGGUUACAGUUUCUUCAAGAAAAUUAGACUGCAUUAAAUCAAAUAAUACAAUAUAUUACAAAGUUAUGAGAAAUAGCUCAAAUGUAUACAAAUAGCUCAAUUAUAAAUAUCCAGAAAAUGACAGAGAUAAAUAUAUAUGAUUGACAUUUUAUUUUCUUAUUUUCACUGUAAAGAAAACGGAUGUAACUAUUGCUCUGUGUACUGUGAAUUAGAUGGAGUCGCCGCUCAGUGGGUUUGGGUAAUCUCAGUCUCUCACUGAACAUGCCCCUCUCUGACACCGCCUUAAGGGAGUCUCGAGAGACAAAUGUUGCACCUUUUUAUUGCUGGACAUGGUGCUUACUGGCUCCAGGGCAGCUAGCUGGGCAUGGUUUCUGGCCUGCUCCCUUUAGGGUUGUGGUCUACGGUGGCCUCUUCGUGUUGCACUGGGGGCUCAUUUAAAAAAAAUAAAAAAAUAAACUUCCAUAGUUACAGUAUUUACAAUACAUACUGAAAAAUAACUAAUCUAGCUCUUCUAGAUGCAGAAAUCUUGGUCACACAACAAUACACAGUGCAUAUAUCACAGCAGUGGCUUGUGCUAUGGCUCAAUAAAAAGAGAUUUUUUUUAAUCAGGAAGGAUUAAUAAUACUGACCUUAGUAAUUUUUUUCUAAAAUAAUGCUACUGUUGUGUGCAAAUAGAAUUACUUUAUUUUCUAAAGAAACUAUUAUUUUUAGAAUUGCUAUGUUGGCCUCAUUUGUAGUUUAGAUCUUGGUUCUUAAUGUUUUUCUGACUGCUGAGUAGUUACAAAAAAAAGAGACUGAACUGAUCAGAAGCGUUUGAAUAUUUGUUUGCUUUUAGAGGUUAGAUCUGAUUCAGCAAAACAAAAUAGUUAUAUAAAUCUGGACUUGCUGAAUCAGACCUAUCCAUCCUUGUGAUAUAUUAAAUUCAAUUCAGUUUUUUUUAAGUACUAACUAAAAUAAAUUGAUAUAAUAUUAAAUUGAUAUUUAAUAUUCCCUAUAAAAAUAUUACAGUCAGAUGAGUAAGCACUUUGGCAAAAGUGGGAAGGAAAAAACUCCCUUUUUAACAAGAAGGCAUCUCCGGCAGAACCAAGCUCAUGGAGGGGCGGUCUGCUAUGAUUGGUUGUGUCCAGUGUGGAGACUAACGCGUUAUUAAGUAACGCGUUACAGUAACUACAUUAUUAUUGUGGUAACGAGCACGGUAACUAGUUAUUAUGCCAAAAUCAGGAAUGCGUUAAUUGUUACUGUGAUUUAGAUAGGGUCGUUAUUCGUUACUUCGUGUGGUGGCUAUCGCGGAGCUUCCACAGAUUCAGUAACAUUAGCAAGUGGUGGAGGCCAGCAGGUGGAUGAGGGAAAGGGGAGGCAGGAGGAGCAGAGACCCGAG